Clarias gariepinus (North African catfish) is the source of this 1032-nucleotide messenger RNA. Its product is annotated as C-C chemokine receptor type 5-like. Gene Ontology annotation, cellular component: membrane. Gene Ontology annotation, molecular function: chemokine receptor activity. The coding region runs from base 64 to 1032 and encodes 322 amino acids. NCBI's taxonomy places the organism in Eukaryota, Metazoa, Chordata, Actinopteri, Siluriformes, Clariidae. The transcript has a single exon. Gene Ontology annotation, biological process: immune response; chemotaxis; G protein-coupled receptor signaling pathway. The record is from RefSeq and is a predicted model, not a curated record.
GACUACUUUGAAUAUGAAAAUAUAAAUAGUGGUAAGUUUCAGUUGCCCAACAAUGACAAACUAAUGAAGUUCAGCAAAGUCUUCCUUCCCACACUCUAUAGCAUCGUCUUUAUUGUGGGCUUCAUUGGUAAUGGCCUGGUGGUGUGUGUCCUGGUCAAGUACCGCAAAACAUCCAACAUGUCAGAUCUGUGCCUCUUCAACCUGGCCCUUUCAGACCUCCUCUUCCUGAUCUCAUUGCCUUUCUGGGCUCACUAUGCUGCAGUCAUUGAGUGGAUCUUUGGGAGCUUCAUGUGCCAUGCUGUGACAGCGCUCUACCUGCUGGGAUUCUAUGGAAGCAUUUUUUUUAUGAUCCUUAUGACUGUGGAGCGUUACAUUGUCAUUGUUCACACAUUCUCCAGGCACUUAUCUGUCAGAGCUAGUAUAGCCCUGGCGCUGUUUGUGUGGUCACUAAGCUUGGGAGCCUCUUUGCCAAAAAUAAUUUUCUUACAAAUGAAGAAUCAUUCAAACAUAUUACAAUGCAGCGUGGAAUAUCCAAAAGGAACUUUUUGGAUGCUGUUUACCUACAUUGAGCUUAACAUCCUUGGCUGGAUAAUUCCUCUCUCAGUGAUGGUUUUCUGCUACUCGCGUAUUAUCCCAAUCUUAAUGACCAUGAAGUCUCAAAAGAAACACAAAGCUGUCAAGCUCAUGGUGGUCUUGGUGAGUGUUUUCUUUCUUUUCUGGACACCCUACAACAUUGUCAUCUUUCUAAAAUUCCUGCAACAAUUGAUCUACAUAAAUGUCUGUCAAGAGCACAUGGACAUAGCCAUGCAAUGGGUGGAAAUGAUAGCGUUCAGUCACUGCUGCCUGAACCCAAUAAUCUAUGCAUUUGUGGGCCAGAAAUUUAGGGAUUUGUUUCUAAAGAUUCUAAAAGAAUGGUUUCCUUUUUGCUUUGGCCAUUGCAAAAAAACAAAAAGUGAGCUCUCAGAGAGGGGGACCUAUAUGUACUUACACACUUUUGGAAUAUCUAGCACAAACGCAAAAUCAAAAGUGUAA